Molecule: messenger RNA, 413 nt
Organism: Saprolegnia parasitica CBS 223.65
Lineage: Eukaryota; Oomycota; Saprolegniomycetes; Saprolegniales; Saprolegniaceae
Exons: 1
Coding region: 70-384 (104 amino acids)
Source: RefSeq, a predicted model, not a curated record
CAGACCUCGUAACGCAGUCGCCAGAUACGAGACCUACACCGCCGCGACGCCACUCUUCCUUUGGCCACAAUGAAGUCGCUCCUCACCCGCGCCCGCCUCCCGCCGAUCGCCGAGGUCGUCGAUGAAGCCGACGCCGACGUGGCGAGCUGCCGGCGCCCGGCCGACUACAACGAUAUCUUUGCCAAGCGGCCGGUGCUCCUGCGGUCGCGCAGCGGCGACAGCUACGGCAUGCAGACGAUGCACUUCAUCUCGAUGGUCUUCUCGGUCGUCUGCAUUGAGAUUUGCAAGGGCGUGCUCCUCCGGCUCCUCGCGCUCGUCACGCUAUUCCUCAUGCUGCUCGUGUGCCACCAAUGGUACCUCGUCGCCCGCUGGGAAAGCAUCUAGAUAUCCUAUCUUAUUGUCGUAAAUCUACG